GGGUUUGAUCGCUAAUCCAGGAUGUGUAUGUUUCGCUUAGUACGUACAACUGGCAAAGAUGUUUACAAUAAAUAUAUUCUGUAUUUUUAUUCUUAGUUGCAGUGACUAUGAAGAAAACAAAUAGCCGUAGACGUGUAUCUCUCGCUUUGUUUGCACUUUGCAUGAGCAGCGGGAAUUGAAUGGUCACUGAUUGCUGUCCUCGGUUGGGAUUGCAGCUUGGCCUGUCAGUGUACUGCUGUUACUAUCAUGUUUAAUUCAUAAAGAUGGCAACGAGGGGCACCUUAUAAACUAAAUGACUGUCAGAAACAUCGCCUCCAUUUGUAAUAUGGGCACCAAUGCCUCUGCUCUGGAGAAAGACAUUGGUCCAGAGCAGUUUCCCAUUAAUGAACACUACUUUGGAUUGGUCAACUUUGGGAACACGUGUUACUGUAACUCAGUGUUGCAGGCUCUGUAUUUCUGCCGGCCGUUCAGGGAGAAUGUGUUGGCGUAUAAAGUCCAGCAGAAGAAAAAGGAGAACCUUCUCACCUGUCUGGCCGACCUCUUUCACAGCAUCGCCACGCAGAAGAAGAAAGUGGGCGUGAUCCCCCCCAAGAAGUUCAUCUCACGUCUGCGGAAGGAGAACGACCUGUUUGAUAACUACAUGCAGCAGGAUGCCCACGAGUUCCUGAACUACCUGCUAAACACUGUGGCUGACAUCUUGCAAGAGGAGAAGAAACAGGAGAAACAGAAUGGACGGCUGAAGAACAACGGCAUCGCCACGGACACCGAGCCAGAACAGAACAAGACCGAGCCCACCUGGGUUCACGAUAUCUUCCAGGGCACGCUGACCAAUGAGACGCGCUGUCUCAACUGUGAGACGGUCAGUAGCAAGGAUGAAGACUUUUUGGAUUUGUCUGUAGAUGUUGAGCAGAACACUUCAAUAACACACUGUCUCAGGGACUUCAGUAAUACAGAGACCCUGUGCAGUGAGUAUAAAUACUACUGUGAGAUGUGCUGUAGCAAACAAGAGGCACAGAAACGUAUGCGUGUGAAGAAGCUGCCCAUGAUCUUGGCUCUUCAUCUGAAGCGCUUUAAGUACAUGGAGCAGCUGCAUCGGUACACUAAACUGAGCUAUCGUGUGGUCUUUCCACUGGAGCUCCGCCUCUUCAACACCUCUGUAGACGCUGUCAACCUCGACCGCAUGUAUGACCUUGUCGCUGUGGUGGUCCACUGUGGCAGUGGCCCAAACAGAGGGCAUUACAUCAGCAUCGUGAAGAGCCACGGCUUCUGGCUGCUAUUUGAUGAUGACAUUGUGGAGAAAAUUGAUGCACAGGCGAUAGAGGAGUUUUACGGUUUGACCUCUGACAUUUCCAAGAACUCUGAGUCGGGAUACAUCCUGUUCUAUCAGUCCAGAGAAUGAAAGAGCAGAGGGGGGACACGAGAAGAAAUCAAAAGGAAGGGUAUACAUGAAGAUGACGUCCACUACCGGUACUUUUCCACAUCCUUCUCCUUUUCCUCAUCUCAUACUCAGGGUCUCCAGCUGAGACUGAGUGCCAAAAGCCCUCUGUAGUCCCAUUUGCCAAUAUGACAUUUCCCAGAAGUCCCUUUCUCCCAAACUCGCUGCACACUGGGGGAAUAAAACACAUCUUCAAAUCUGACCCUGCAAGUCAGUCACCUGCAUCUGGAAGGCACUUUAUUAACAAAAACAACAAUAAGUAACACAAAAGCAACACAAUGAAAAAAUCACAACAUAUACUACAAUACUUGUAAAAACUUGAAGGAAUCAAAAAGCUACAAACUGAGCAAUGAGUCCUGGUACUCUGUGGAUUUCACCAUAUUGUGGGAUUAUGAUUCUGAGCAGUCUGUUACAUGAGUGCGUGUGUGUGUGCGUGUGCGUGUGUACAUUUAGACGGUAAAUACAGAAAGGCUGCUCUGAAGUGACUUUGCUGUUCAUCCAUAAAUAGUUGCAGUCUUGUUACCAAGAGAGUUUUCAAAAGUUGUCCUGUUGACAUCUCUUCCAGUAACAAAAAAAAGGGCAGAAUUGCAAGGCUGAAAUGCUGCUUUUGUCUCCCUUGCAUUCUUAUCGAACACUGUUGUUACCUAACUUCCGUUGUAGGUAAUGGCCUUACAUAGAUUUAAUUCCUGGUUUAGAUUCUUCAGUUUGGUUGAAUCCAUGAUUUGACUCCAUCUUUUUUUCUCCUAAAUAGAUGUUGCAACUUGGUCCCUGGUCAUUUAUUAGAAGUUGGAUGACGUGGCAUUUUAUUUUAUCAUUACUUUGAGGUGAUAAUACAUGAAAGUCUGGGCUACAGAGAUGAAAUGCAACAGAAGCAGCCUUGAAAUUAUUUCAUUGCGAUCUGUUAAGUUCAGCUUUAGCUCUUAUCGAAGCAUCUGAUAUGACAUGACGUCGCUGUUACGAUAAGACAAUGCGCACAAUUAUUUCAACUUUGUGGUGAGUGGCAUUUUGUUUGAGAGGGCUUUUACUAUUUAAUAUACGUAUAAGAGCAUAUGUCUUUGAAUAAAUGGGAAACGUUAUCGAAGACAGUAGGGAAAUGUACUGAUAAUCCUUAAUUUUGUAUACAGUAUAAAUGGGAGAGAGUGACUCGGGAAAAAGUCACCAAAGGGAAACAAGGUGCAAUACAAGGACAAGGUGAACAUUCCACGCUCGUUUUACACCGACAUUUCUACUUUAAAAAACUAAGCUCACAGAAACACUAACAACAAAUCGGUACUCCCGUUUCUUCAGUGUAUAGCUUUUUAAUGUUUUUGUUUUAUUUAGAAUAAUGUUUUAUUGCCAUUUACUGUUUUAUUCUCUCAAAAAUACUACAAGAUGGUUCUCUGAGCAAAAGCAGUCCACAACUAAAAUACAAGAUUUGCCUUUUUCAGUCCGUUCAAAGUUCAUUCAGUGUAAAAGUAGAAUAAGUGAUUAGGAAAAAAAGGUUAUCUAGAUUGAUCCAUUGCUUCACGUGUUCUAGAGCCCAUUCUAAGUCUGUGGUACUUGUAUUUUCACACUCCUCAAAGAUCAUUUUUAUAUGUAAUUAUAUGUUGAUUCCACACUACAUUCAAUAUAGUUGAAUGAACACUGUAAAAACCCAAUGUGAGGUUGACUAUGCAGUGUUUGUGCUUGCCCUGUUGUUUCCCGAGGCUCGACAGAUGCUGAGUGAUCAUUUGGGCGGUUGAUUUUUCAUACGAGUUCCCCAGUGACACUAGCAGAAUGCUGUUUCUCAAAAAGAGGAGCAUAUGUGGUUGUUUGAAGAUGAUUUAGUGGUACUAAGACCAUGUUUCUUGUCCCAUUGCCUGUUCUUUUUGUUCGUUAGGGAUCAAAAUGAACAGAAAUGUGCCAAAAUUGUGGCAAGAAACUCUCACAGUCCUUCAAACUGAAAAACGAAAGAGAUAUCUCUGUGUCAUGAUACUGUACAUAACUAUUAUAUAGACAUAUUGGAUAAAAAUAAAUUAUAUUUUUAAAACACUAAAUUAUUCUAUUAAAAAUGACCUAUUAUUCGCAUGGGGGAGUCAUGGUUGCAAAUGAAGAAAUUGCGAGCUGAUUACUGUUUGUUGGAGAUUUUAUGAUUUCAGUCAGGUCCCUUAUGGAGACCUGGAUCAUUUUUAAGUUUGUUCUGUAGAGUAGACUAAACUAAGUACUGUAACUUCUUACUACUGUGGAUUGAAUCCCCACACACACAUACAUGAACAUCUGGAUACGUUGAGAACCUAUUAGACUGACACUUUUCACAGUUACACACCUUGUAUGCAAAAACAAACUUCUCUGUUUUGUCCUCUUUUAAUGUGUGUAUUUUUUAGGUCUGCAAAAGAAAUGUACAAUGUUUGUUUGUGUGUCUGAGAGAGAAAUACCAGGACUUAAACUUUAAUGGAAAGUGUGAUAACUGUAAGUGCACUUUAUCAUAGCAGAACCAAAAAGGUUUCUCAUAGGAACUGGAAUCCUGACUGAGAUUCUUUUGGUUUAUUUUCCUUUCCUCAAUAAAUGAAACACAACUUUA
This is a messenger RNA of Pimephales promelas (fathead minnow), 3974 nucleotides long. RefSeq names its product ubiquitin specific peptidase 46 (gene usp46). Gene Ontology annotation, molecular function: cysteine-type deubiquitinase activity. NCBI's taxonomy places the organism in Eukaryota, Metazoa, Chordata, Actinopteri, Cypriniformes, Leuciscidae. Gene Ontology annotation, cellular component: nucleus; cytosol. Gene Ontology annotation, biological process: protein deubiquitination. The record is from RefSeq and is a predicted model, not a curated record.